This is a messenger RNA of Lizanozyma spartinae, 2643 nucleotides long. RefSeq names its product phosphatidylinositol phospholipase C (gene PLC1). Gene Ontology annotation, biological process: lipid metabolic process; phosphatidylinositol-mediated signaling. Gene Ontology annotation, molecular function: phosphatidylinositol-4,5-bisphosphate phospholipase C activity. The record is from RefSeq and is a predicted model, not a curated record. The transcript is spliced from 2 exons. Lineage: Eukaryota; Fungi; Ascomycota; Pichiomycetes; Serinales; Debaryomycetaceae. The coding region runs from base 1 to 2643 and encodes 880 amino acids.
AUGUCGUACCCAGCAAUGGACACAAAUCGGGAAGCUCCAUUACCCAAACAAAAUGUUUUCCGAUAUAGAUCCAAUUCCUCUAAGAGGGAUAGUGUGGCUAGCGAGGUUUCAGGAGAGUCGCCGUUUGGUGCUCAGAGAUCAACACUGCAGCUGGAAGAAGAAAGUAUGUUUGAGUUAGAUCCCUUGUUAGACUCUCAAUUGACUCAUUACAAGAUUCCUCAAGUUAUGGUAAACGAUGGUCUUCCAUUCACCAAGGUUUCCCAUAAGAGCAGGAAACAGAUUUGGCUUCGGGUUGAUGCAUCUGAUUUUCGAUUUCUGUACUUAAAGUCUGAAAAUACUUCAUUGGCUUCCAUAAACUCAAACGGGAAUGCUGGUAGGGGUGGCAAGAUCAAAAGUUUUGGGGUGGAAGAUAUCAAAGCAAUUGCAUCCGAUAGAUCGGCUUCCAACUUUAGAGAAGAACUUUGCAUCUCCAAGGAAGCAGCUGAAAGAUGGUUAACUAUAAUCUAUUACGAUCACUCCAAACAGAUACUUAAAACACUACAUCUAAUAGCCAAUUCACCUCAUGAUCUACGAAAGCUAUUGUCAGUUAUAGAAAGCUUGAUAACGUUGCGUUCAGUGUUGGCGAAGAAAUUCUUUAUUGACUUGAAGGACGUUAACACAGAAGUCUUGGUGGAAGAUAGCCGAGAAAAGCGGAAAUUUCUUACUUUUAAUGAUGUUAUCAAGUACUCCAAAAGACUUAAUAUUAGUAUAUCGAUCAAUUACUUGAAGCAAUUGUUCGAUUCGGUUGCCAAUGUGAAGGAAGAUUCCAAUGAUGUCCCCGGUAUAGACUUUGAAGAGUUCAAAACGUUUGUACAGAUGUUAGUUAAAAGAGAAGCUGUCGAAGACUUACAUAAUACUCACACAUCGUCAUCUCAAGGGUUUAAUUUUGACUCCUUCAAAGCAUUUAUUACUCAAGAGCAGAAAGAAGUCUUUUCAGAGAGAAAACUUGAAUCAAUAUUCCGAAACUUUGCAUUUGCUGAGGAGUUUGAUACCAAUUUGAGUUCAAUAAAUUGGACUCCUGAGUCUCUUAAUAACUUUCUUUUAUCCAAAUAUUCCUCCCCCUUCAAAGGCUUUCAUGAAACACAAAAGUAUUUUGACCACCCCUUGCAUCACUACUUUAUCUCCUCACUGCACAAUACAUACCUUAUGGGAAGGCAGGUUGCUGGCGACUCUUCUAUUGAAGGUUAUGUUAGAACCCUUCAACGUGGUUGUAGAUGUGUUGAGAUUGAUGUUUGGGACGGGGAAUAUUUGACCAAUGAUGGAGAAAAGGAAGAAGGACCUGUUGUUAGUCAUGGUAGGACACUCACCACUACAAUAUCAUUUAUUAAUGUCAUCAAGACCAUCAAAAGAUAUGCGUUCGUUACUUCUCCUUAUCCUGUCAUAUUGAGUCUAGAACUACAUUGUUCCUCGCUGAAUCAAUUGAAAAUGGUGGAAAUUCUUCAGAACGUACUAGGAGAUGCCCUUGUUUCUAAAUGCCUUGACACGUAUCCAGAGUUACCUUCACCUGCUAGCUUAAAAUACAAGGUUUUGGUCAAAGUGAAAAAGCUUAAUAGUAUUCUGGAGAUUCAAUUUGGUGAUAGCGGUGGAAGCUCAACUACUUCAACAUCUUUCAGUGAAGAUAGUAACAGUAAUAGCUCGGGGUUGAAUAGAAAGUUCUCGUUGAAGCGGAAGAAAGCAGCAACUGUGAUAGCAGAAUUAAGUAACUUGGGGUGCUAUUUACAGGGUACUAAAUUUCGAAACUUUUCUCUCCCUGAAUCAAAGACUUUCAAUCAUAUCUUCUCAUUUGGCGAGAAAGCUAUUAACAAAAUGUUGAAAGAUCCAGAGAAAUUAGCCUCUCUUGAUAAACAUAACCGUAAGUUUAUGUCGAGAGUGUAUCCAUCUGGUUUGAGAUUUAGUUCAUCUAACUUUAUCCCUCUUAUUUACUGGAAUCAUGGCUGCCAGAUGGUUGCUACAAACUGGCAAACAUAUGACUUGGGACAGCAGAUUAACGAAUCUAUGUUUGACGCUUACGAUAGAAUGGGGUAUGUAUUGAAGCCUAAUGAAUUAUUAAAGCCUGUGAUGAAGAAGACACUCAGAAGAACGUCGUCACAUCGCAAGACAAAGUUUUCAAUUAAUAUCAUCAGUGCUCAUCAAUUACCUAAAUUAUCAACUAAUGAGAAGUCAACAUUAGAUAGUAAUUGUCAAAAUGAACAUCAACCCGGUCACUACGAAUGUGGUUCAAUUGCAAGUCCUUCGGUCCAACUUGAGUUCUACGGCACAGACAAGUUAGAAUGGGACAAGGAUAGCAAUUCCCAAAGUCGAACUGCAACUAUUCAACAAAAUGGGUUUAACCCGGUCUGGAAUGAGGAGUUUAAAGGCACCUUUACAGCUUCACACAGUUUUGUAUUCAUUCGAUUCAUGAUCAACUCUCUAUCUCCCAAUAAAUCAGAUGAAUAUCAGACAAUUGGGUUAUUUGUUCUGAAGUUUGAUUCAUUGAAACAAGGCUAUCGGUAUUUACCUAUCUACGACUUAUCUGGCGAAGAGUUUCUCUACUCCUCACUCUUUGUCAAAAUUAAGUAUGAGGAUAUUGAAGGUAAGAUGGGGUUUCAUGGGUUACAUCGGUGA